GCGUUUGAUCAAAAGGGAAGGUCAUCCACUAAACUUGACCAUCUCCGAAGAGAGAAGACCUAUUGGAGAAAAUAAUGAACUACUUUCCAGAGAGAUUGGACUUCUUACACGGUACCAUGCACCUAUCCAACGUGCCGGGUGGCAUAGUCUUACUGAGGAUGAUAAGGAGCCGUUGUAUGAACUUCUAAAGCUUAAGUUCAAUCUUGAUUUCACCCAAGAUCAUAUCAAAGGCUGUGUGGAUCUGCUAUUCUCUUCAAGCUACAAAAGUUUCCGUCACAAGUGUUAUGAACAUUAUGUAAAAUCUGGUGAUGAUGCUAGAAGCAAUCCAUAUCCUCCCCUUAUUGAUAAUAGAGUUGGAGACUGGAUUUGGCUCUGUGAUCAUUUUGAAACAGAAGAAUUUAAGAAACGGUCCACAAUUGGGAAGGCUAACCGCUCAAACCUACCUUAUGUUCACAAGAAGGGAACAAAGUCAUUUGUAGUGGUUCAACAUGAAUUAAAUUGUGGCAUAUCAGACUAUACAAGGAGUGUUACUCUAGUGAUAAGAAGGGAUGGGCAUCAGAAGAUGCCAGGAAUAAACAUGUAAGUACCAUGUAACAAA
Molecule: messenger RNA, 598 nt
Organism: Triticum aestivum (bread wheat)
Lineage: Eukaryota; Viridiplantae; Streptophyta; Magnoliopsida; Poales; Poaceae
Source: RefSeq, a predicted model, not a curated record